Messenger RNA from Aphis gossypii (cotton aphid), 1266 nucleotides. RefSeq lists its product as uncharacterized. The record is from RefSeq and is a predicted model, not a curated record. Lineage: Eukaryota; Metazoa; Arthropoda; Insecta; Hemiptera; Aphididae. The coding region runs from base 1 to 1266 and encodes 421 amino acids. The transcript has 9 exons.
AUGUGGGCUGUUGUCCAUUUUUCUUUUGACAACUCUGUCGAACCAGUGCCAUCAUAUUGGUUAAGUAAAGAUAGCCGUUUAUGUGCUUGGCCAAAUAAUGAUAAUCUAGCCAAAAAAAUGAGAGUCAACAGAACAGCACCCAAUAAAUUAGAAUUCACAUAUUAUAAAUGUAGAGUUAUAUCUAAAAAUAUUGAAUCGUUGGUUGAUGCUCAACUUAAAGCUGAUAAAGCACAAUACACAUCAGAUGUUUCUGACUUUGAUAAACGUAAAAAAAAAGGUAAAAAAAAGUAUUCAUCAGUUAAUAAAUUUGCUCCUGAAAAUUCUCUCAAAAAAAAUGAUGUUUUUAAUGAAAUGAAUGAAUCCCAUUCAUCAGAAGUCUCAUCAGUACUUGAUGAUUGUGAUGACGAUUAUUUAGAUAAAGAUUAUUUGCCUGCAAAUCAGCAAAAUAUUACUCAUGAUGAAAAUGAACUUAUGGUUGAUAGUGACUUACAUUUUGAGUUUGAUGAUAAGUUGAUUGGCUUAACAAAUGAAGAAUAUGACUGUAUUGAUUUACAAGAAGCUACAAAUAAAAAAUUAACAUACAAGCAGGAUACAGCAAAAAAGAUAAAAUUGUUGGAUAAAAAGGAAUUAGAACACAAUAGUUGUGCUUAUUUGAAUACUCCAAAAAAUAUGCUACCACAAUCAAACACCACGUCUGCUGUUAGUCCAAGUCCAACUUCUGCAAAUACUGCAGGUUUUCAAAAAUUAGCUCUUAAUUAUUUAGCUUCUUUAAAAAUUGAAAUGACUAAAAUCGCUGAUACUCAACAAGAAAUUCUUACAUUUAUUCAAACAAACAAUGUGGUAAAUAAUACAUUUCAAUGUCCAGGAGAUAUGCAAAUGGAUCAUGAAGUUGAUUAUUUUAUAUCCAAUUGGCCUUUAUCUGACAUGGAUAAUUUGUUAAGUAUGGAACAAAAGAUAAAAUCUGACCAAAACUUCAGAAAACAAGUUGUAUGUGAACUAUCCAGAAUUGGUGGCAAAUCACUUCAAAAUAUGAUAUACAAAAUCAUGAAACGGGUAUUUAAAGAUGGCAUAUUAAUACAAUACACAUAUUAUGGAUUAAGAAAUAAAGAGAACUUUUCAUUAUUAGCCAUCAACAGAGCAAUAUUUGAUGCAAUAAAGAGAUCAAAAUUCAAAAAUGUAUCUGAUGAUGAAAUUAUAACAACAAUUGGAAAAUGGUUGACAAGUGCCAAGAGCCGUUUGAAUAAAAAUAAUGUAUUACAAAUUUAA